AUGGAUUCAUGGACUCGCUUAAUCUGGGCGUCCUGCAUCAGGAGGAGUUACUAUAGAAGCAAUGGAGUCGGCACGGAGCCCUCGAGGUUGGCAGAGGUGUCGCAGUUGGAGAGCUUAUUGCCGCAAAAGAACCUGAUGCAGUAUACGAGACUAAGCUGGGGCAGCCAACCGCGGCAAAGAGCCAUGGCGGACGAAGCUGCCCUGUGGGCGAACUUACCUUUGGCGACGAAGAAAAUUGCGGGUGCUGACGAGCCAGCUACCGUCGAGGAACAUACCGCUGCUGAAGGCGCCGUUGCAACAGAGGUUUGUGAAGUGGAGGAAGAAGUUGCCAUGGGCAAUGGGGUUGGGAAUUGA
This is a messenger RNA of Pseudogymnoascus verrucosus, 354 nucleotides long. RefSeq lists its product as uncharacterized. The transcript has a single exon. Bases 1 to 354 code for a protein of 117 amino acids. The record is from RefSeq and is a predicted model, not a curated record. Lineage: Eukaryota; Fungi; Ascomycota; Leotiomycetes; Thelebolales; Thelebolaceae.